AGCAUCAUAAACAUCCACCAACACCUCUAUCCACCAUUUCCCUUCCGGUGUCUUCUUGGCACUAGUAAUACGAAAUAUUAUUCAUUACACAGCACGCGAAUUAUUUGAAUUAUUUCCUCUGCCCCAUCAUCCUUUUCUACAUGCACAUGCAUGUUAUAUUUCAUACAUCAUCGUAUCCCUCUAGCCAAGAGUUCUUGGCCCGCCAUCUCUCUUCUUCUUCGCACCUUUGCCCUCAAUACAAAUACACCCCGCCCUCCUCCUUUGCCUUUCCUUAUCUCCAUCAUUCCAUCCCUAACGCUCUUAACCACAUCGGCACCAUGUCGACUGCAACCAUUGCCACCACGACAACUUGUCCCACAGCCAUCGCAACAACCGCGCCCCGAGCACAGACAUCCCCUGCACACCCAUAUCAUCUCGAAUGCUCCAUCUCUAUGGAUCUAGAAAACUAUCCCCUCGCAAUUGUGCCCCUCCAGCAUCUCGGGGCUGUCACCCAUGCAGCCACGGCCUAUCUCUUCUCCGCCAUCUGGACCCUCACUCAGUCAGUUGCCUGGGUCAUGGUCGUCCAGGGUCUAAACUGGAUCCAGACACUCGGCCCUAUGAUCCUGCACUGGGACAGCUUCCUCCUCGGAGCCAUCUUCCUCACCAUGGACAUCAGCCUCGACGCCCUCGAUAAUCACCUCUACCUGCUUAAUCUACAGCACCAGCCAUAUCAGCCAGCACAAACACAUCGAUCCAAAGCAACAGCAUCCUCAGCAUCAAGUUCAAAACCUGCUUCAGCCUCUAUGACUACCAUCAGCAAAAAGGUCACCUUUCACGAGCAGGUCAUGGUCCUUGGCGCAGCUGCUCAGCGUGGCCCAGUCCUCCCGCUCAUCUACACAGCCCACGAUAGCAGUCGAAUCGAUCCUUCUGUACCACUCUCGGAAUCACCCACCCGUUUAUCAUUCUAUCAAGCUCAGCCUAACCAAGAAAAAAGACUUUUGGAUUCUUCAGUAUUGCUUGUCAAGAUGCAGCGGGAAGAGGCUGAGUACCAUCGAUCGAAAUCCCCUGGCGCAUCCGUGAUACCCAUGGUGCCCAUGGUCUUCGAGUCUCCCUCGUCCUCUCGAUCCAGCUCCUGCCGAUCUAGUAUCUGCAGCGUAUCCAGCGACAACAGCGACAUCAGCGACAAGGAGGCAAAGUCCUCUCGCUCAGCAUCUGCAAGACUGGCGGCACUCUUUCAUCCACAUGGCCAUCAACAACAACAGCGUGCCUCUGCGCAGCAUAUCGAUAACGCUCAUACAACAGUGGUUCAGUCCGCGGACAAGAAGGGCCAUGGAGGCAAGGCCUUUGUCCACCGGAUCAUACACCCUCGCAAGCACAAAAGAGAGCUCGAGCAGCAGCCAGAGCAACUAGAAUAUGCGAACGACGGCGAGUAUCAGCCCGACAUGCAUGCUCGAAAAAACCUCAUCCAACGACUCGGACUCAAGAAGAGCAAGUAGUUGUGAUGUACUCUAUACCCCAUUCCUCAACUGGAGGCGCCCCAACCUGUAUUUUUACUCAUGUACCAUAGUUCAUCAAGAAUAAUAAAAACGCAUUCGUAUGAAAUCUCAACAGCAACGGCGCCUGAACACGAGAGGGAUAAGUUGUUCUUCCCGACAUU
This is a messenger RNA of Gamsiella multidivaricata, 1636 nucleotides long. RefSeq lists its product as uncharacterized. NCBI's taxonomy places the organism in Eukaryota, Fungi, Mortierellomycota, Mortierellomycetes, Mortierellales, Mortierellaceae. The record is from RefSeq and is a predicted model, not a curated record. The transcript has a single exon. Bases 141 to 1475 code for a protein of 444 amino acids.